GAACAGCUGUAAGAGUACACUGCCCUACAAAUGGACGGGCGUGUUUCAAUUCAAAGACAUUUAAAAAUAAGUGGUUUAUACAAAAGUAUGACUUCAUUAAGUUAAUUGCAUAAAUACAAUAGAUAAUUUCUAUUACAUUUAAUAAAAUAGUUAAGUGUAAAACUUAAGAAGGCCGUGGUUUUGUUUCGUAAGUAAGACUUUAUCCGAUAGAUGUCACAUUACAAAUGUUGACAUUCGAACUAAUUAGUGUUGUCAAAAGUGAAGGAAUUUUUCAGUAAUCAUUUAAAUUAUGCAAACAGUUCAAAUCACAAUGUAAAGCGACAGUAGUACAAAAAAAAAUCAAAUCUGAUCCGGUGACAUUAAUUUAACGUUAGAAAUGAUCGUAUUCAAACUGUGAAUUUUAUUUCGCGCCGAAUACAAAGGUAGAGCCGGCAGCCAUGUUGUAAUAACUCUUGUCAAGCAUCAUGGGUUAACACAAGUAAAGUUCGUUGUAAGUCGUUUUGUGUGUUUCAAGUGUUUAUCUUGACCUGAAACGUUUAUCAUACAACAGUUUUGAACGGUGUCGUUAUAGAAAAAAAACCGUUGAGACGAUGCAUAGGGAAAAUAAAGCUUUCCUGCGCAUUAUUACCGACAGUGUGUGUGCUCCAUCGUGCUAGCGCAGGGAGUUAACUGCCUGCCCAGCGGCUGAGAGCGUCCUAAGUGCGGAAGGUGAACAAUAUCGACGUCGGGGCCGUAGGUAUUUCGCGACGAUCAGCGUCCGGACCGCGGACGCUAUCGGUUAUGUUACCGAGUAUCAAUGUUUCGCAGUGACACGUGUAGUUGUGUAAACAAGAAUUUUGUGCUACUAUGGCCAAAAUUUUUGGCAAGGAUCCGGUUACUUAUGGUAAGGAAAGGGACGGAUUCCUCCGUGACCUGCAGCACUUCCAUGAAGGCAGAGGGACUCCAUUUCGAAGGUUCCCCCAGAUCAACGGUCAAGAAAUCGACCUAUACUUGUUGUAUUCAUUGGUCACUGUCCAGGGUGGUUGGGUAAAGGUAAACGCCAAAAACGAAUGGCCCGACCUCUUGAAGUAUUUCAGGUUGACCGGGAAAUGCGUCAAUUCUGGCGUUGCUUUAAAACAAAUUUAUUUAAGGUACCUGGACCGAUGGGAGAAGGUGCACUACUUAGGCGAAGAAGCGGACCGCGCCAGCGACGAGGAGGACAACGAAAGUAACCGGCAUAAACGAUGGUCAGCUAGGGCUCUUCAUUCGGUGCCUUUGGCUUACAACUACCACCAGCAUAAUGUUUCAGAAGCAUCGCGAGAAAACAACAACCUUUCAACGGACUUAUAUAAAUCAUCUGACUACGAUCGUUUGGCGUUGUCACUCCUGUCCGUCUUGCCAAAUGAGCAGGAUUUUGCGAUAAACGUGUGCACCGUCCUGUCUAAUGACGGUAAGCACACGUUGAAGUUGGAAAAACAUCCCCGUCUGGUUGACAACCUCCUCGCGCACGCUGGCGUGUACAAUCACAGCUCUCUGCGAAAACUGUUCGUUUAUUAUUACAAGCAUGUGCGGAAACACUCGCUCGAUUCCUUUUGGACGGAAGUGCUCGCGACGAACGAGUUCCUGGACUUGACUAACGAAAACAAUUUCGUCGGGAGUAAAAGCGUAAAAGAUAGUAUUAAAGAGGACGCGCCAGAAAAUGAACAGCAGGACCAAGAAGAAAAGAAACAAUCGCACCAGUCCUCGUUGUUUCACGAUUGCGGAAGUUCCGAUGUGGGGAGGAUCGACAACAGUAGUAUGGGGAGUUGCGUCGCAGGAAGUGAUGGGAACGAACGGUGUAGUGACAUAAUGAGAGUUAAUUGUGAUUCGGUGGGAGAUAACAACUGUGAUGACGAUGACAUGUGUUCGAAUGACGCGAAAUGUGGUGCAUUUCAAUUCAAAAUUGAACCAGAGGACAAGGAUUUUCUCUGUUUGGGAAGGACAUUCGGUACGCAGGACUAUAUCGGACAACGUGUAUUACAGAUUGCGCAAAUUUUGCGGAAUCUUAGUUUUAUCGAGGACAACAUAGCAACGUUAUCAAAUAAUCGGACAUUUAUGCGGUUCUUAUUAUUGUGUUCGAACGCGAAAUGGAGCAGCUUACAGAGUUUAGGUUUGGAUAUGCUGGGAAACAUUGCCUCCGAUUUUUUAAUCAAAGAACGUAACAAGGACAGGUUGGCGGAUUGUCUUUUGAAAGUAGUUACGCGGGGUCUGCACAGUGAGGAUCGUAAUUUUUGCAUAACGUCAUUGGAAGUGCUUAAUAAAUUGAGUCAAAUCGAGGCCAAUGAGGACGUACUAUCUCGUUCACUCGAAUCCAUCGUAUAUACGAAAGUUUGUUCGUUUCUCACCUUACACGAUGUUAUGUUGCUCAUUUACACCCUCGAAUGUCUUUAUUCGUUGUCGUCACUUGGCGAGCGUGCCUGCAAUUACAUCGUGAGCAAUCAUGGCGUAGUCGAUACAUUAGUAUCCUUGGUGACCGUGGAAGGCAAAAGCUACGGACCGAAAGCUUGUAUUGGAAUGAAACUGGUCGAAACGGUCCCUGGUGGUACAAUAAUUAGUGCUCCAACAGUUGUUAGUUCUUCUAACAAUAAUAAUAGCAAUGUUACUUCGAAUGUAACCAGUGCUAGUAACAUUACGUCACCUCCACCACCUCCUCCACCACCGCCUUUGCCACAACUUCAAGUCGCUCCUAACACUCCUCAGAAAGUUAUUAUUACCACAGCAACCACACCAUUAAGAAAUGCUCACGUGGUUCCUCAUAGAAUGGUUUUCACAACAUCAUCGCCAGUAUCAUUAGUAGCAACAACAACAACGUCGUCGGUUCCUCAAGUGACGCAGGUGUCGCAAGUGGUGGUGAAUUCUCAACAACUCGUUCAACAACACGCACAUCAGCAAACAAUUCAAGAGAACGAGCAGUUCGCCCUUGCUUGGCUGAGGGCAACAUACGAACCCUGCAACAACAGUCAUAUUGAACAGCAGGAGCUAUACAAGCACUACAUCAAUUCGUGCGCGAAAAUCGGAAGAAGAGGCGUAAUAGCACCCCUUCAUUUUCCAAGAUGUGUUAGGUCAGUAUUUGGAGGAACCGUUGGUCCGAAUACCAUUAAAACAGGAACACAACUAGAAUCUCAGUACUAUGAGGGCAUCAAAGUGCGCGCCCAACCCUUGAUAAUUAAUAUCCAGUCCCCUCCUGCUCCUCAAGUACAUACCACUGUAAAAACGAAUGUUCGUCGUAAAGUGUCCGUAACCUCUAACGUCGUACCCGUAUCUUCCCCACCUCCUAUCGUAUUGAACUGCGACAGCACAGAUACUCCUCCAGCUUCUCCUGCCUCACCCAUACUAAAAGCCCAACUCAGUGCUCCUGCCAAAACACCACGUGAAAUAACAGUCAUCACUUCAAAUGCCUCUAAAGUCGAUGCUAAAAGUCAGGUACUGACACAUCCUCACCUGAGUCACGCCCUCCUUGGUUCUAAUUCCAGUACAGGUGUCGUAACGACAACCAGCGCUACGUGUACCACGACCGUAAUGAGUCCUACGUCCUCUGCUUUAACAAUAGUCGGUUCGAACGUUCAACAGGCCGGUCAGAGUAACACGUCUCUCAUCAAAAGCUUGCUUGCUACUAAGGUAAACGAGUGCAUGUCUUCGGUCAGCAUGAAGAUUGCCAAGGACUGCCAAAACGUAGCGCAGGUUGUGGCUCGUCAACAACAGCAGCGUCUUUUAGCCCAACAAGUGAACACCCCAGUUCCUCCACAGACUCCGAAUAACAAGCAACAACAACAGGAAACUGCCAAAUUAACUGAAACCCCAAAAUCGUCGCGAAUAAACGGUGCCAGACAGUUAUUUUGUGAAGAAGUGAUAGAUACAUCCGUAUCGUCAAUAACCUCGGCAUCUACAUAUGCCACAGGUAAAAGAGAACCCCCGCAACCUCCUCCUCCACCUUUAGCCCCUUUAACGCGUACUGUAACUCCCCGAAUCGACGAAGACAGCAAUUCAACAGGAAACAAUUCAGUCGCGUCUAGCAGUGGCAUUUGCAAUGUUGGAAUUUCUUCAACAGAAGACGGCGAUAAUUCGUUAACUAGUUUCGAGGGUAUCUUACUUAACGGCGUUCCGAAUAUCGAUACACUUUUAAAUGAUGACAGCAACUCCAAAGACUCGACCACGAAAACAAACGUUAUUACUAAAAACAAACCACUUAUGCUCGCUGAUUUAUUAGAGAAAAAAGUAGACAAAGAUCCACCCUUACUUAACGGAAUGCUCGGCAAAGAAUUACGAUUAAGUGAGAAGGGACUCGAUUUGGUCGAGAAUCACAUAGAAAAAGCGCUGAAGUGUUCAGAAAAGAACAUCACCACUGCGCCUACGGGCAUUAUCGAAAAAAACGAUACUAAUGUUAUGCACGUGGACAAAGAAGUGAGCAAUGGUGAAGAAGUAGUACAAAUGAAGGGCACGAAACGACCCGCAACCGAUGACAUUUCGGAAACGGAAGCUAAACGAGCGAACGUUGUCUUGUCUGUGAAUGGAUCGUCAAGUGUUGGUUCGCCAGCUCCCGAAUCGGUUUCUAGCAGUUCGAAUGGAGGUGAUGAGAUGGAAGGCAAAGGGAGCGUGUCUACGGCUGCUGCGAAACUUUUUGCCGACAUCGCAGCAGACAUUCUCGAAGAUGAGGAGGAGGAAGAGCAGUUUUUACAAGAACAGCAACAGCAACAGCAACAACAACAACAGCAGCAGCAGCAACAGCAAACGGUCGCAGAAACACCAAACAUUAUGCAGGUUGUUCAGAACAGCACUUUACAGCAAGUAUACGUGGAUAGCAAUGGUCAGCAGCAAAUGAUCGUGGCAACUCAGCCCCGUCAGAUAAUCGUGUCACAGCCCCAGCUGCCCGUCCCGAAUCAGGUGGUGAUUCCCGGUACCCAAGCAUUCAAACCUGGCCAAACUGUAAUAGUACAGAAUACGGCGCAACAGAGGCCACAGGUGGUCAUUCAGCAAGCGAAUACAGGUCAGUUUCUCCUGUCCCAAGGUCAAAUGCAGCUUAUUCCCAGCUCAACUCAACCUGGCCAGUAUGUUCUUCAAGCAGGAACCACACAAGGGGCUUAUGUAGUCGCCCAAUCGCAGGCCGCAGUGAUGCAUGGACAACCACAAACUGUGUUGGUGGCGCAAACGUCUCAACAGCAGGGUACUGGCACCAAGACCAUUAUUAUAUUGCAACAACCUAACGCUAAUGCUGCUACGCACCAUCCAAAGGUCAUGGUUGCUCCUCAGGGCCAGCAAAUGGUUGUAACACAGGUUCAGAGGCCCGUUUUACAAACGGCUUCGGCAAUUAAUAGCGCCCCCGUUAUACCCGCCACGACUGUAAUUAAAACGCCCGCCACAUCUGUGAUCACACCAAUUACAACGGUUGCCACAUCGGCCACCGUAACAGUCCCAGUCCCAGUGCCAGUUCCUGUUCCGGUCUCUGUGGCCAACGCUGAAAAGAAGGAGGAGCCCAAGACUGUCCCAAAAAUUAAACAGAAAAUAAUCCGCGAUUUAGCAACGCCUUUUGUGUGCGAAUGGGGCGACUGCCAAUGCGAAACAAAGUUUAAGUCUGCCAAUCAAGUCUAUAUGCAUGUGUGUGAAGCGCAUUGCCCUGAGACGACAGAGAGUGAGAUAACAUGCCAGUGGGAGAGAUGUGACAAUAUGAAAAGGAAACGUUUUUCACUCAUGACGCAUCUGUAUGAUAAACAUUGUAACACAGAGGCCAUGAAAGUGGCGCAAAUUAGGCGAAAACAGUUGGCCCAAGGUGGGAAGAGUGAUCCUCCCGUUACUCACCCUGCCACCCCGCAUCCUGGAUACGCUCCUGACGCUGCCCUCCAUGCAAUCAAACGGCAUGCCCUCGAGUUUGUUAAUCCUAAGGAAUUACAGGUUAGUCUAAUUUUGUUACAUGAUCGGUAAUCUUUAUAAUUUCGAUUCAAUAAUUCAUUAAUACUUUAUGAGUCACGUUAUUUAUAUUUAUGUAAAAUUU
This is a messenger RNA of Agrilus planipennis (emerald ash borer), 6004 nucleotides long. It is a transcript of the gene Bap170, whose product is annotated as AT-rich interactive domain-containing protein 2. Gene Ontology annotation, cellular component: SWI/SNF superfamily-type complex. Gene Ontology annotation, biological process: regulation of DNA-templated transcription. The coding region runs from base 847 to 5934 and encodes 1695 amino acids. NCBI's taxonomy places the organism in Eukaryota, Metazoa, Arthropoda, Insecta, Coleoptera, Buprestidae. The transcript has 14 exons. The record is from RefSeq and is a predicted model, not a curated record. Gene Ontology annotation, molecular function: DNA binding.